This is a messenger RNA of Heterocephalus glaber (naked mole-rat), 5130 nucleotides long. RefSeq names its product corin, serine peptidase (gene Corin). Gene Ontology annotation, biological process: peptide hormone processing; regulation of blood pressure. Lineage: Eukaryota; Metazoa; Chordata; Mammalia; Rodentia; Bathyergidae. Gene Ontology annotation, cellular component: membrane. The record is from RefSeq and is a predicted model, not a curated record. Gene Ontology annotation, molecular function: serine-type endopeptidase activity; protein binding.
AAGAUUUUGGGAGAGUUCAGACCCUUGGCUUUCAGUUUGCCUCUGAAGAGAAACUUCCUUGAAUGCAAAAGGGGGCGGGGGUGUGGAGGCUUUGUCAUCCAGGACUGUUACGGGUACAGCCCAAGACGUGAGGCAAGGGAGGGAGUGGUCCGCGGGUGGGAUCUGUCGAACAGACAAAUUAUGAAGCUCCUGUCCCCCGAAGUACAACUUGUCUCUUCCUGACUGAAGAGAAAGGCAUCCGAGGUGCCUCUCUCAGGGACCCGUACAGGAGAGAAAAGCUACCGAGAUAGGAGUGGGCAGGAUUAGGCGAGACAUGUUCCCGAAACGGUGCCCUGCCCUUGCUCCGGAAGAACGCUACCGCCGAGCCGGGGCCCCGAAACGGGUUUUGGGAGUUGAUGACAGUAACGUGGGGGAUGGCAGCUCUCAGAAGCUGGCAACUGUUAAUCUUCUUCGCUUCCUGUCGCUGGUCCUGAUUCCAUGCAUCUGUGCUCUUGUCGUUCUACUGGUGAUCUUGCUCUCUUUUGUUGGAACAUUAAAAACGACCUAUUUUAAAUCAAAUAAAAGUGAACCUUUGGUAACCGAUGGUGAAGUCCAAGUCCCUGAUAUUAUUCUUAUAAAUACAGUAUAUAAUGAGAGUACAGUGACACCUACUGCUCGACCCACUCAACACCUUCCAGCCUGGGAUAUGGAAACUCCUUUCCGUGGGGACCAGCAUCACAGGAAUACAAGUGCCUGCAUGAACAUCACCCACAGCCAAUGUCAGAUGUUGCCCUACCACACCACACCCACAUCUCUAAUCUCAACCAUUGAAAACAUAGAAACAGAGAAGUUCCUCAAGUUCUUCACCUACCUCCAUCGCCUCAGUUGCUAUAAAUAUAUUAUGCUAUUUGGCUGUAGUCUCGCCUUCCCUGAGUGCAUCAUUGAUGGUGAUGACAGGCAUGGCCUCCAGCCUUGUAGAUCCUUCUGUGAGGCUGCAAAAGAAGGCUGUGAAUCUGUCCUGGAGAUGGUGAAUGCCUCCUGGCCCGGUUUCCUAAAAUGCUCCCAGUUUAGAAACCAAUCUGAAAGCAGCAACAUCAGCAGAAUUUGCUUCUCACCUCAGCAGGAAAAUGGAAAGCAAUUGCUCUGCGGAGGGGGCGAUCACUUCCUGUGCACCAGUGGAAUCUGUGUCCCCAGGAAACUGCAGUGUAAUGGCUACAACGACUGCGACGACUGGAGCGACGAAACUCAUUGCAACUGCAGUGUGGAUCUGUUUCGCUGUCACACGGGCAAGUGCCUUAAUUACAGCUUUGUGUGUGACGGAUUUGACGACUGCGGGGAUCUCAGUGAUGAACAAAACUGCGACUGUGAUUCCGCCAAGGAGCAUCGCUGCGGGGAUGGGCGCUGCAUUAUAGCCGAGUGGGUGUGUGAUGGUGACCACGACUGUGUGGACAAGUCUGAUGAGGCCAACUGCUCCUGCCACACCCAAGGUCUGGUGGAAUGCAGAAAUGGACAGUGCAUCCCAAGCACUUUCCAAUGCGAUGGAGAUGAAGACUGUAAGGAUGGAAGUGACGAACAGGACUGCGGCAACAGUCAGACUCCAUGUCAAGAAGGAGACCAGCGAUGCCUCUACAGUUCCUGCCUCGAUUCAUGUGGUGAUAGCUCCCUAUGUGACCCGGACAACGGUCUGAGUAACUGUAGUCAGUGUGAACCAAUUACACUGGAACUGUGCAUGAAUUUGCCCUACAACCACACAAAAUAUCCAAAUUACCUUGGCCACAGGACUCAAAAGGAAGCAUCCAUCAGCUGGGAGUCCUCUCUUUUUCCGGCACUUGUUCCGACCAACUGUUACAAAUACCUCAUGUUCUUUGCUUGCACCAUUUUGGUACCAAAGUGUGAUGUGACUACAAGCCAACGCAUCCCCCCUUGCAGAGCACUGUGUGAGCACUCUAAAGAGCGCUGCGAGUCUGUUCUUGGGAUCGUGGGCCUACAGUGGCCUGAAGACACAGAUUGCAGUCAAUUUCCAGAGGAAAAUUUAGACAAUAAAACCUGCCUAAUGCCUGAUGAAGAAGUGGAAGAAUGUUCACCUAGUCACUUCAAGUGCCACUCAGGAGGAUGUGUUCUGGCUUUCAGAAGAUGUGAUGGUCAGGCUGAUUGUGAUGAUGACAGUGAUGAAGAAAACUGUGGCUGCAAAGAGAGAGAUCUUUGGGAAUGUCCAUCCAAUAAACAAUGUUUGAAGCACACAGUGAUUUGUGAUGGGUUUCCAGACUGCCCUGACAAUAUGGAUGAAAAAAACUGCUCAUUUUGCCAAGAUGAUGAACUGGAAUGUGCCAACCAUGAGUGUGUAUCACGUGACCUGUGGUGUGAUGGAGAAGUUGACUGCUCAGACAGCUCCGAUGAAUGGGACUGUGUGACCCUCUCUAAAACUGUGGACUCCUCUUCGCUCCUGAGUGUUCACCGGUCUGCAACAGAACACUACGUGUGUGCAGAUGGCUGGCAGGAGACACUGAGUCAGCUGGCCUGCUGGCAGAUGGGUUUAGGAGAACCAUCUGUGACGGAGUCAAUACCAGAAGAGGAGGAAAUCCAGCAGUGGCUGAGGUUGCGCUCCAACUGGGAGAACGUCAGUGGGACCACUGUACACAAACUGCUGGUACCUGGGCAGUCUUGUCCCAGCAGAAAUAAGAUCUCUCUUCUGUGUACUAAAGAAGACUGCGGGCGUCGCCCUGCUGCCCGAAUGAACAAGAGGAUCCUCGGGGGUCGCACAAGUCGCCCUGGAAGGUGGCCUUGGCAGUGCUCUCUGCAGAGCGAGCCCAGUGGACACAUCUGUGGCUGUGUCCUCAUUGCCAAGAAGUGGGUUCUGACCGUUGCCCAUUGUUUUGAGGGGAGAGAGAAUGCUGCUGUGUGGAAAGUGGUGUUUGGCGUCAACAACCUGGACCAUCCGUCUGUGUACAUGCAGACGCGCCUUGUGAAAACCAUCGUCCUGCAUCCCCGCUACAGCCGCGCAGUGGUGGACUAUGACAUCAGCAUAGUCGAGCUGAGUGAAGACAUCAGUGAGACGAGCUACGUCCAGCCCAUCUGCUUACCUCGCCCAGGGCAGUCUCUAGAACCAGACACGUACUGCUACAUCACGGGCUGGGGUCACAUGGGCAACAAGAUGCCUUUUAAGCUGCAAGAAGGAGAGGUCCGCAUUAUUUCUCUGGAACAGUGCCAGUCUUACUUUGACAUGAAGACCAUCACCACCAGGAUGAUAUGUGCUGGCUAUGAGUCUGGGACAGUUGACUCAUGCAUGGGUGACAGCGGUGGACCUCUUGUUUGCGAGCAGCCUGGAGGACAGUGGACAUUGUUUGGUUUAACUUCAUGGGGCUCAAUUUGCUUUUCCAAAGUUCUGGGUCCUGGAGUGUAUAGCAACGUGUCAUAUUUCAUUGGAUGGAUUGAGAAGCAAAUAUAUAUCCAGAGCUUCCUUCUAAGGGAGCCCAAGGGGGAUCAGAGCCCUGUGUCAGCAACACACAGAGAGAAAGGCCUUGCCUGAGAAGAGCUCCCUGCGGAGGGCUGGACAGAGCUACUUUGCGCGAACAAGGAGCUCCAUGUGCACUGAGAAUUUUAAUGUUUGCUUUAGACCAAUUUUAUUAGACUGUUUUCCCCCCAACUUUUGGCCUAAUUUAAAAUUUGAUGAAAAGCUUUAAAAAGAAAAGCAAGAAGGGUUUUGCCAGGUCUAACCUUGAGUGUAGUAUGAAAGUACGUAGCAACUCUGAAGAGAGAUUUAAAAUAUGCAGCCCUCCAGUUCAACAGGUUACAAAAAGUUCCCCUUGGUUCUGUCUCCAAAAGGACAUAAAUUCAGACUGAUUGAACUCCAGUUUCUGUUUCUCAAGCACAGUAUUUUAGGUGAAAAUCUCACUAUUAACAGUGGAGACUGGGUCUUGAUUUACUAAAAGCCAAAAUAAUUUAUGAGUUUACUUACUCUUCUGAAGUUUGCAUAAUUCAGAGAAUUAAUGAAAGAGAGUGGUUAAAAACAACAGCAUCCAUUUAGGUUGCUGAAAUCAUAACACAAAUGCAAAGUUCUCUAGCCAUCAAGAUUGACACCUGGAAUAUCAGUUCUGUCCAUUCUGGACUCAAGUCAAGUUUGUGAUUUUACAGGAAAGCUCUACUGCUCUUUCCUCAUUUCUGGAGCUUUCUAGUACAUAUCAGCCAAUUGAGAUUUCUACAACUAAAUCAAUAGUCAUGGGAAAUAUAUGUUCUGCCUAUGUUAAAAUGAAACGGAGCUGAAAGUUUACCAAAGGACAUUGGAGAAAUAUAAUUAAAAAAAAAUUACAAUGUACCCCACACCAAAUUAAAUAUGAAAAUUUUGUUUUCCUGUGUUCAUUCAUACCAGUAAAGCCACAGAAAUGUAUUUCAAAGCACAGUGAGACAUUGCACAGAAUAAAACAUUUUGUAAUUUUCCCUAACUAUGUCUAACAUCUGGUGUUGCCAUUUCUCCUCAUUGAUAAUUAAAAACAAAAUCUGAAAGUUAUAAGCACUAGGCCACUUUACAUAAAUCAAUUUCUGGAGCAAUUAGUGGUUAAAAGUCUUUUUUUCUCCACUAAAAACUUCAAGGCACAAAUCUUCAUACGUACUAAUUUAAUUAGACAUUCAUUUUGCAACAUGCCUUUUUUUUCCUGUUUUUUGUACUGGGAUUGAACUUGGGACCUUGUGCUUAUGAGGCAAGCAGUGGAACCACUGAGCUAAAUUCCCUGCAACAUGCCUUUGGAACAUGUAGAAUUUGUUACUAACCUCCACCAGCAACCUGGACUGCCUCAGCAAUCCAAAUAAAGACUACCUGCGAUUUUAUACAUGAAUUUUUUGUAUACAAAUUUUGUAUACAACUUUUCUAUAUUUGAAAUUCAAAAAGUUGUUUUGACACUUACUUUCCACGUUACUCAUCUUCUGUCCUAUAAGCCUAGAGAGAAUGGAAAUCUCACCAUUGAAUUGUGGUCACAGCUGUGUGAAAGUUGAAGAACAUGUCAGUUUUGUUAUAGUAGUAGGUACCUGCUUAAUGUAACAACUUUUAUUAGACUUGCUCAACUUGUGUUCAUUGAAAUGUACAUAUUGUACUUAUUUUAAGUAAUUCUGAAUUCAAAUAAAGUGGUAUUAUCUUUUUGUAUGAAUAUGGAAUCUAGA